AUGAGCUCAAUAAUCGAAACCAUUGUGAUCCCUCCAUCGUCCCCAGAGCAGAACUGGGCUCGAUCUGUAUCGCCAUGCACGCCGGCACGUCUUUUUGGGCUUCCUCCUCUGAGCUCAUCUCCGCCUCCGCUAGUAUCGCCCUCUAAAUUGUUCGAGGAGAUUAGGGUUGGAACACAGAAUGACUCGAAAUCGCCGCUUGUUCCCGUCGCAAGGAGAGCAACAGCCUCGAUAGUCACUGCGGAGACACCGGUGGUAAGCGAACAUUUUACAAAGACUGGACGACUUGGAAGUUCGAAUGCAAAGACGGUCCGAAAUAGGAAGAGCUCUACGUCGCAGGGACCGCAGAACAAAAUACUUACAGGCCGAGUCGCAAAAGCUACUACAUCCUCGAAAGCAAAAGGCAAGAAUGAGGGUGAAAAACUUGCAAAAGAGGCAGAAGCUAAGAAAGUCGCGGAUUCGGAGGGGCUCAACUUAGAAGAAGCUUUGAAGAGGAGAUCAGACUGGACACCACCUAAAGCUUCAGCAGUGGUUUCACUGGAUGAGGAUAUCUCAGCUGGAAACAGUGGCGUGGAAGCCAAUUUUGGUGACGCUUUACGCAAUUAUCACUAUAGUCGCGAAAACAGUGUCUCGGAGGUAAUGCUACCAAGGAAGGAAGGCAACCCUACUAAGCGCCGGCGACUAGAGCUCGUUGAGUCUGAGAUUUUGCAAGAGCGAAAAUCCUUGAAACAAACACAAAACAAGGAUGCCGAGAAAACUCGCAAAACGAAGGCUAAGCCAAAGAAGCAGCCGAAAACUAUAACAGGUCGCAUGACUGCACUCUAUGAGCCCAUUGAUGAGCCAGAGGGACUAUUUGUGUUUGAUGAGGAAUCAGAAGGUGGCGAGGGCUUCAAGAAACCUGCCAAAUCAAAGAGGAAAACAACUGUAAAAGAGAAACAACCGGCAUAUCUUAUACUUUCACCGGAUGCUGCCACGAAGUCUCUUAACGACCAGAACUUCAUGUUUGGGACUUGCAGUCAAUUGGAAAGAGAUGACUCACCGACUUUCUUCGAAGAAACGCAAAAGGCUCUGCAGCUUUCGGAGAGUCUUGCUUUUGAGAAAACAACUUUGGAGACAAUAUCCGUGGGCCCUUCAACCACGAGAUUCGCCUCUCGAUACACUGGCAAAAAGAGUCAUUGGUCCGAGGCAGCUCGAGAUUUCCGCGGUGCUGUGGUUCAACCUGAGAUUAUAGACAUGACCGAUUCGCCCACUGUUGAUACUGCUCUCAGUCGACUGUCGGAGAUGAAUCGAGAAGCACCAAAAAUGGCAUCACUGAUUUCCGCUAAACCCGCCCCGGCGACUAAUCCCCUGAUCGAGAAGGAUAUCACACCGAGCAAUAAACCUGCAGUAGACGUACCGUCAACCGCUCUUAUGCCUAGGUCUCAAAGUGCUAGUCUUGACAACGUCGAGUCGAUGAUUAAGCCUUCUGCCACGAAACCUACAAGACAGGUGCCGGAUAUGCCCAACUAUAACGGCCAUACCGAUGAAGAGCUCAAGAAACUAAUCAAAUCUUACGGUUUAAAAGCUAUCAGAGGGCGCAAGAAGAUGAUUGAUGUGCUUGAGAAGUGCUGGCAGAGUAAGCAUGGCAAUGCAGCGGUUUUCACAAAGAAUGUGGAAACCUCUUCACUGACAGCAACGAGUACGACGGUGUCUGUCUCCACUACCAGACCUUCUGACACCCAGUUCAGCGAGAAGCUACCAGUCCGAAAGAAACAGACGAAAUCUUCCGAAGGAGAGUCCAAAACAAGUAAUCGAGCUGGAAAAAAGAAGAUCGCCGACAAACCAGCGGCACGCAAGGUUGAAACAGUCGCAGAGAAAGCUCUUUCACCGAAACGUACAUCGACCUAUAUAGCAGACGAGAUUGAAGACUCUGAAGAAGAGAUCAUACCCUCUCCAACCCGUAUGCGUAUACAACGACAGAAUAGUAGCCGUCAAACUACUCCUGCGAUCAGUUCCCUUCCGCUCAGCAACAAGACUAAACGUUCAUCGACGAAAACCAAGGCUUCGGCCUUUGACGAACCUACUAUUCUAGAGCUACAAUGUUCAAUCACAAAGGCCAUUCAUCUUCAGGCUCGACCUAAAAGAUUCUUGGGUAGCAGUUCACAUUCGCCACAACUUACGUGGCAUGAGAAGAUUCUACUUUAUGAACCCAUAAUACUAGAGGACUUUUCGGCGUGGCUGAACACUGAAGGGUUUGCUUCGGUGUGUGAAGACCGAGAAGUCGGCGUUGCGCUUGUUCGAACAUGGUGCGAGAGUCAAGGCAUUUGCUGCACAUUCCGGGCUUGA
This is a messenger RNA of Talaromyces amestolkiae, 2322 nucleotides long. RefSeq lists its product as uncharacterized. Gene Ontology annotation, biological process: DNA replication; DNA repair. The coding region runs from base 1 to 2322 and encodes 773 amino acids. Gene Ontology annotation, molecular function: 5'-flap endonuclease activity. Lineage: Eukaryota; Fungi; Ascomycota; Eurotiomycetes; Eurotiales; Trichocomaceae. The transcript is spliced from 3 exons. The record is from RefSeq and is a predicted model, not a curated record. Gene Ontology annotation, cellular component: Slx1-Slx4 complex; nucleus.